Drosophila miranda is the source of this 1952-nucleotide messenger RNA. RefSeq names its product isocitrate dehydrogenase [NADP] cytoplasmic (gene Idh). The coding region runs from base 272 to 1711 and encodes 479 amino acids. Gene Ontology annotation, cellular component: cytosol; mitochondrion; peroxisome. Gene Ontology annotation, biological process: isocitrate metabolic process. The record is from RefSeq and is a predicted model, not a curated record. Lineage: Eukaryota; Metazoa; Arthropoda; Insecta; Diptera; Drosophilidae. The transcript is spliced from 3 exons. Gene Ontology annotation, molecular function: isocitrate dehydrogenase (NADP+) activity; NAD binding; magnesium ion binding.
GAUUGCGCAACAGUUGAAGCGUCCAGUCUCUCCGGCUGCAGUGGAGCAAUAGAACAAGCGACUAAUCUAACGGAAAGCCCAAACAGUUAUCAGUUACGGUUACAUCGUCGCAGUCGCAGCGACCGCCUUUGUUCGGAAAAACGUUUUUCCAGUUUUUCCUGGACAGAUUUGUGCCCCCCUCGUAGCUUUUAGUGCCAGAUGCUAGUUGUGUUGGUGACAAAUAUUGUCUCGUUCCCAGUCGAACUUCGUCUAUUAUUUUCUGAAUCGUAAAAUGUUUGCUAUCCGCCGCACUGCCACACUGAUGACGGCCCGCCGGCCGCCAUUGAUACGCGCCGUCUUCCAAGCAAACUUCGCCAGCAGCGCCGUGGUAUCAAAUCCCCAAAAGAUUUUAAUGGAGAAGGUCAUCCGAGAAAACAGUGCAAGCGUUAGCGAGACCUCUCUCGUUUGUCGUUCCGCACAGAUGGCCCAAAAGAUUCGUGCUGGACCCGUGGUGGAUGUGCUCGGCGAUGAGAUGACCCGCAUCAUCUGGCAGUCGAUCAAGGACAAGCUGAUCCUGCCCUUCCUGGACAUCGAGCUGCACACAUUUGAUUUGGGCAUUGAGUACCGCGACCAGACCGAGGACAAGGUCACCAUCGACUGUGCCGAGGCCAUCAAGAAGUACAAUGUGGGCAUCAAGUGCGCCACCAUCACGCCCGACGAGAAGCGCGUGGAGGAGUUCAAUCUGAAGAAGAUGUGGAAGUCCCCCAACGGUACCAUCCGCAACAUUCUCGGAGGAACCGUCUUCCGCGAGGCCAUCAUCUGCAAGAAUGUGCCUCGCCUGGUCUCUGGCUGGCAGAAGCCCAUCGUGAUCGGUCGCCACGCCCACGCCGAUCAGUACAAGGCUGUCGAUUAUGUGGUUCCCGGACCCGGCAAGCUCUCCCUCACCUGGAAAGGCAACGACGGCCAGGUCAUCGAUGAGGUUAUCAACGACUUCAAGGGUCCCGGCGUCGCCCUCGGCAUGUUCAACACUGACGAUUCCAUCGUGGACUUUGCCCACGCCUCGUUCAAGUUUGCGCUGGACCGCAAGCUGCCGCUUUACAUGAGCACCAAGAACACCAUCCUAAAGAAGUACGACGGUCGCUUCAAGGACAUCUUCGAAGACAUCUACAACAAAGAGUACAAGAAGCAGUACGAAGCCGCCGGCAUCUGGUAUGAGCACCGUCUCAUCGACGACAUGGUCGCCUAUGCCAUGAAAUCCGAGGGCGGCUUCGUGUGGGCCUGCAAGAACUACGACGGUGAUGUGCAGUCCGAUUCCGUUGCCCAGGGCUACGGUUCACUGGGUCUGAUGACCUCCGUGCUGCUCUGCCCCGAUGGCAAGACCGUCGAGGCCGAAGCCGCUCACGGAACAGUGACCCGUCACUUCCGCUUCUACCAGCAGGGCAAGGAGACCUCCACCAAUCCCAUUGCCUCGAUCUUCGCCUGGACCCGUGGCCUGCUCCACCGCGCCAAGCUCGACGACAACGUGCCACUGCAGCAGUUCGCCGAGACUCUCGAGCAGGUGUGCAUCGACACCAUCGAGGGCGGUGCCAUGACCAAGGAUCUGGCAAUCUGCAUUAAGGGCAGCAUUAGCGCCGUCGAGCGCAAGGACUACCAGGAGACCUUUGAGUUCAUGGACACACUGGCCAAGAAUCUGGAGGCUGCUCUCGCCAAGAGCGCCGCCGCUGCCAAGUGACUAUCCAACCCAGAGCACAAGGCCUCGCACCUCUAAAGAAACCACUCAGCGUCGCCUCGUCCCUCGUACUCUAUACACUUACUAUAUAAAAAAUGUGCAUGUCUUAGGUUUACUUUGCUGUGUCCUCGAUGCACAUUUCAAUGUUCAUUGUCUCUGCGAGACCUCAUCCGCAUUCAAUAUUCCCCGUAACGUCUAACGAAAAAGAAAUUUCAAAUAAAUGUAUUUUUUUACCGACACAAGA